Meloidogyne enterolobii is the source of this 300-nucleotide messenger RNA. The record is from the annotation of a GenBank genome assembly. NCBI's taxonomy places the organism in Eukaryota, Metazoa, Nematoda, Chromadorea, Rhabditida, Meloidogynidae.
AUGGAAUCUUCUGCCGAAACAUCUGAAAGUGAAGUACAAAUUGACAAAUUGCCAGCAAAGAAAAUACGAAAACUUCGUCCACCUCCUCCACCUUUACGUACAAGAUUGAAAGAAGACGGAAAACUUGACGACGAAAAUCUUGGUGAUAUUAGUAGAGAUUAUAGUCAGGAAGAACUUGCAAAUAUGCGUGCCGAAUCGGAGAGAUUGUCACUUCUUGUAGAUGAAAGUUAUUUUUUGACAAAGCCUUUUGGUGCCCGCUUCUUACGGCCAUACAAACAAAAGCAAAAGAAGAAUGAAUAA